Myotis myotis is the source of this 402-nucleotide messenger RNA. It is a transcript of the gene FAM240A, whose product is annotated as family with sequence similarity 240 member A. The record is from RefSeq and is a predicted model, not a curated record. Bases 1 to 402 code for a protein of 133 amino acids. Lineage: Eukaryota; Metazoa; Chordata; Mammalia; Chiroptera; Vespertilionidae. The transcript is spliced from 3 exons.
AUGGGCCUUGUCGCCAUGGCCUCCCGAGCGGGUGCUGGCGGGCGGGAAGCAGCGCCAGUUCUCGUGGACGUGGGAUCCGGCGGCAGGUUCCUGGCCGAGGAGACGGAGGAGCAGAUGUUCCAGGGGAUGAACAAUCAGUACGUCCGCCGGGAGGUCUUCUGCCGGAACACCUGUCACGAGCUCAAACACUUCUGGGAAAGGGAAAUCGGCAAACAGACCUUCUACCGAGAAUCGGAGGAGCGGCGCCUGGGGAGAAGUGCACUGAGAAAGCUCAGAGAAGAAUGGAAGCAGAGACUGGAGACCAAGCUGAGGCUGAGGAACCAUCCAGAUGAGACGGAAAAGCAGGCAAACGUUGGCCAAGAGCUUCUGGCUUCCUUGACGCAAGAGGACACGGAGCACUGA